CACCGUAGUGUGAAGUCACAACGCCAAGAUGGCGCUUCCCGUGCGGACAAACUUGAGACAUGUCUUCAGGUUCAUUCAGAAGAUUAAUUCUCCUAAAAGAUCUCUGUGUGGAGCCUGUACGGAAAAUAAGGUAGCUACUGCGGAGCCUCCAGGAGGUGGGCGUGUAUUCUCUGGGAUCCAGCCAACAGGGGUGCCCCACCUGGGUAACUACUUGGGUGCUCUGGAGAACUGGGUGUCCCUGCAGAACCAGUACCCAUCAGUGCUUUACAGCAUUGUGGACCUGCACUCCAUAACACAGCCUCAGGACCCAGCCCAGCUCAGGAGCAACAUUGUGGACAUGGCAGCCAGCCUGCUGGCUUGCGGCAUCGACCCAGAGAGGGCGAUACUCUUCCAACAGUCUCAGGUGUCCGAGCACGCCGAGCUCUCCUGGAUCCUCGGCUGUCUGACCAGCAUGCCUCGCCUCCGACACCUGCCGCAGUGGAAGAUGAAGAGCAAACAAAAAAACGAAGGCAGCGUUGGUCUCUACACUUAUCCAGUCCUCCAGGCUGCCGACAUUCUCCUCUACAAGUCCACACACGUCCCCGUGGGAGAGGAUCAGGUCCAGCAUUUGGAGCUGGCUCAGGAUCUCGCUCGCAUCUUCAACAACCGCUACGGAGACCUGUUCCCUGAACUUUGCGCUCUAAUGAGCUCUACACGAAAGAUAAAAUCCCUCCGCGACCCCUCAGCUAAAAUGUCCAAGUCUGACCCCCAAACGAUGGCGACGAUUACCAUCACAGACUCUCCCGAUGACAUCGCCCUCAAGGUCCGCCGCGCCGUCACCGACUUCACCUCUGGGGUCACCUUCGACCCGGAGACACGGCCAGGUGUAUCCAACCUGGUGACGAUCCAUGCCGCCAUGGCGAUGAUCAGCGUAGAGGAGGCGGUGUCCGAGGCCAGAGGGUUGGACACGGGAGCAUAUAAGAAGCUGGUAGCAGAGGCUGUGAUCCAGAGGCUAACGCCCAUCAGAGAGGAGAUCGAGAGGCUGAGGUCGGACCGGGCUCACCUGGAGAGAGUGCUAGCCCAGGGGACCCAAAGGGCUCGAGAACUGGCCGCACCUGUGCUCAGAGAGGUCCGACAGCGAGUUGGAUUCUGCUGAAAAGCAGCUGGGUUGGAAAACGAUGGUCAUGUUUGCACUGCAGGCCUUUAACACUGAAUGCUGCAGAUAUCAAAUUCUAUUAAUGACUGUUUACAUCUAUUCUAGGAUGUAACUGUGUUAUUAUCAACAUGUGUUGAGAGCAAUGUGGAAAAGACCCAACUGAAGAGAAAUAGAAGAAAAGAGAAACAGAAGAAAGUCACUUAUUGUUUUUAUAUAUGUUCUUUUCAAACUUGUUCUCAGCAUAUCAGUGUUGUUGUAGGUGCCUUUGACUUUUGGCUGUAUUAAAGGGAAAAUCCACUUAAUUACAAGUUGGAGCUUUUCAUUGGUUUGGCCAUUGUUUCUAUUCACCAAGUUGAUUGCUGAGAUCUCAGAAUGCUGCAACAUUGCUAAGAAGAAGUGAGACGAAGGCAAGAAACACAAGCAGAUGUUUAAACCCCCACUAUGAUCAUAUUUAUUUAGAAGGAGAGAAGAAAGGUGAAUGGUAUUGUCUGUUGUAAACAUCCAUCACACUUCACAGAAUCACUUUCACUUUGACAUAUCUCACAUACUGUAGUUUUUUUUUUUAGUUUUUCCUUGAAAUAAAGUGCUUAUGAUAUUCCGGCUAAACUGGCGGCUUAUUGGACUUUGUCAUAGUGAUGUCACCUUGUUCCAAGAUUCCAGCAAUUACUGGUGAGUACAAUGUUAUCAUAACUAAUAGAAACAAUGGCCAAAAACAUUAAAAAUAAGAUUCAAGUUUUAUUAAACCAGAAUGAUCCUUCAAUGUGUUUCCAUGCAGGAAAUAUUUUUAGUUUUUUCCAGUUUUGAGUCUUGUCCAUGUUCAGCUGAUCUGCUGCGCCACCAUAAUUAUAAUAACGACAACUUCCUAACGGGUUUGCAUGUGUUGUCAUGAUGGUCACAUGAAGUCUGGACUGACAAAAAAGAAAAAAUCUUGCUAAUUUGGUUUGAUACAUCUACAGCUGUGAAAUUUAAUGCAAUCUGAUACAACAGACCUACAAUAAACCAUUUGUGAAGCACCUCAA
Messenger RNA from Thunnus maccoyii (southern bluefin tuna), 2154 nucleotides. It is a transcript of the gene wars2, whose product is annotated as tryptophanyl tRNA synthetase 2, mitochondrial. NCBI's taxonomy places the organism in Eukaryota, Metazoa, Chordata, Actinopteri, Scombriformes, Scombridae. Bases 29 to 1135 code for a protein of 368 amino acids. Gene Ontology annotation, cellular component: mitochondrion; mitochondrial matrix. The record is from RefSeq and is a predicted model, not a curated record. Gene Ontology annotation, molecular function: ATP binding; tryptophan-tRNA ligase activity. The transcript is spliced from 6 exons. Gene Ontology annotation, biological process: mitochondrial tryptophanyl-tRNA aminoacylation.